AUGGGAAUAAAGGACAUAUUGAAGAAACAUAAGAGUUAUAUUAAACAGCUCUUGCAAGAUUCUAAGUAGAAGUAGUCUAGAAAUGCCGCUGGAAAAGAUAGCAGAACACAUGCUGGUGGAAGUGCAGGUGAUGGUGGAAAUUAUCAUGCAGUUGCAAUAAAAAACACCAAUAAAAAAUUAUCUUAUACAAGCAAUUCAGUCUUUGAAUACUCAUCUCAAAGGAAUGAAAGUGGAACCCCAGUGUAAAAAAGUUUCUUAAUUGCAAACUAGAAUGCCUUUGACCUAGAAGCCAAGUAACUUGAGAAAAAUUAUUAAUAAAGCUUGAAUCUAGCGAAAUCAAUUACCAGAAAUAUACAAAGAGUGACCACAGAGUGCGAUCUGAUAAAUAGACUAAAAUAAUCUUAAUCCUCCUAAAACUUAAGAUCAGCAUCCCCGACUAAUAAAUCCUCUUAAUCUCGCACUUAAAAGAAUCUUAAGCCAUUAGUAAUUUCAGCUUAGAAUCAUGAGACUAAAACAUGUGAGGACAACCUUAGCCACACUCACGAUGUUUUAAAUAGGCUUAUUGAUAAAUUUCGCGAGCAAAAGCUAUUUGCCCAGGAUAAUAAGCUAAAGUAAAGUGUGCUCAAAUCUCUUAGAGUUAAUGCUUUCAAAGCAAAAAUAAUAAGGCAAUAUUAGAUUCUUCUCUCAACCCAAAAGUCCGGGGGAUUCAUAAAGCCAAUCAAUUUGAAUGAAGAAAGAAUUAUAAAUAUAGAGACUCCAUAAACUUCGAGGAAAAAUAUGCAGUCGACUUCUAAAUGCUUGAAGAUAAGAGAUGUAGUAGCAAAACAUGUCGGAAAAAAUCAAGGGAUUCAUCAGUUUGUUAAACCAAAACAUGUAUAUCACCGAGAUAGAGAUAAAUCAACUCACGAAAUAUCCCAUUUUCACCUAAAUAAAGUGGGACCUAGCUGCAAUGAAUAUCAUAAAAUUGAGGGAUUUGAGAAGCAUGAUUGUAUGAUAACAUGCAAUAAAUGUGAUGCCAAGUUUCAAUCAAAGUAUUUACAAUCUCAUGACUGCAUUAAUGAACUAAAAUAACAACUUGAAACUCUUAAGCUUAGUAUGAGCAAGUAAUAAUUGAAACAAAAUCUGAUCAAUGAGUAUUUCCCAGAAAUCUAUGCUGAAAUUGUAUCUUUACUCUCUGAGCUGUAGCUAGAUCUCCUUGAUGUCAAAAUAGAAAAUGUAAAGAUUAAAUAAACAGAAGAGUAUAAAUAUGUAGGCUAAGUGAAUUAAAAUGACCAAAAGGAAGGUUAUGGGUAUUUAUUCGAUUUUAAUAAACAAAAGUUUUAUGAAGGAAACUUCUUAAAUGACCUUAAACAUGGAAGGGGGAGAUCCUACAUUAUUAAUGGGGUUAAUAGAGGUAAUCUUUAUUUAGGAGAAUUUUUUAAGGACAAGUAUCAUGGUAAAGGCAGAUAUUUGUGGCCUGAUUAGGAUGAAUAUACAGGAGAGUUCUAGGAUAACUAUUAAAAUGGAUUUGGAGUUUACAAGUAUGCUAAUGGAGACAUAUAUGCUGGAUUUUUCUAAGAUAAUACUCAUCAUGGAUAUGGGAUGCAUUUGAAGUAAGCAUCGAUCCCAGAUUAGGCUGGAAAUAAAUAGAUAGGGGAUUUAUACAUUGGUGAGUACAAAGAGGGUUAAAGUGAAGGUAUUGGCUUAUAUAUAUUCUCAGAAUUGAAAGAAAAGUAUGUUGGUGAAUGGCUAAAUGGAGCGAUGGAUGGGAUAGGUUUAUAAAUACAGAGAAGUGAAAUUGGAAUUAAGUAUAUUGGAGAAUUCAAGAAUGAUCUUAAGUCUGGAAUGGGAUUAAUGUUUGAAGGAGGUAUUGGAAGUUAGAACUAAUUAACCCCUCUUGGAAAGUAUGGGGGAGGGUUAAAUCAGUCAUUAAUCCCUUAAGUCUCUGCUAAUGAAGAAACUAAGAAAAAAGUUGUAUCUGUUAUCCUAAUGGAGAACGAUCAAAUAAAAAUAAAAAAGCCUUUGGAGUUAUGA
Messenger RNA from Stylonychia lemnae, 2013 nucleotides. Lineage: Eukaryota; Ciliophora; Spirotrichea; Sporadotrichida; Oxytrichidae. The record is from the annotation of a GenBank genome assembly.